Molecule: messenger RNA, 4984 nt
Organism: Leptidea sinapis
Lineage: Eukaryota; Metazoa; Arthropoda; Insecta; Lepidoptera; Pieridae
Product: facilitated trehalose transporter Tret1-like
Exons: 6
Coding region: 300-1781 (493 amino acids)
Biological process (GO): transmembrane transport
Cellular component (GO): membrane
Molecular function (GO): transmembrane transporter activity
Source: RefSeq, a predicted model, not a curated record
UUGAGUUGAGAGCAGGCUAUUGAAUGCCACGCGCUAGCGACCGGAGUAUUAUUAUCGAACAAUAACAUUUCGGGCGUACUCCAGGGGUGCACUUUUGGUUCAGUGAUUUAUAAUUUAUACGCGAAUCAUACUCGUUGCUUUGUGAUUAAUGUGUAUUGUUUUGUGAUCCAUAUGCAUUUACAGCAUCACAUGAUUGAAUGCAGUCAACACGUUUCUAAUAAAUGAUACAUUCAGAAAUACCGAACCAAAUGUGAUGCGAUCGAUUUGAAACUUUAUAAGUGUUAGUGUUAACUGUGUUAAUGAGUGAAAAAGUGAUUAGUGGCAAAAUGACGAACAUAUCACCGGAAGCGAGGAUCAUGAUGAUCAGGAGUGAUGAUCACCGCCAGGGGUAUCGGAGACAGGUUCUAGCAGCGCUGGCAGUCUCACUGGGCCCUUUUGUGGCAGGUCUCAGCAAGGGAUACAUGUCUCCUGCUAUUGCCUCCAUGCAGGAGUCUUCUCUUCACGAGCAGUUCACCGUCACUGAUCAACAAGCAAGCUGGAUAGCCAGUUUGAGUCUUUUGGGAGCGUUAAUUGGCGGUAUUCUGGGUGGUGUGGCGAUGCGCCUGGGUAGACGAAGAGUUCUUCUGGCCAUCGCUCUGCCGUACACCAUCACCUGGCUGGCUACUUCUCUGUCUACCAGUGUCAACAUGAUAUCUGUCACGUCCUUCUGCGGCGGAAUGAUCGUGUGCUGUAUGACAAUGAUAACCCAGGUGUACGUGACAGAGAUAGCAGUACCAGAAAUACGAGGCUGCCUCAGUUCAGUCCUAAAAAUAUUGAACCAGAUCGGAAUUCUUAUUUCUUUCUCUCUUGGCGCCUACCUCAAUUGGCACCAACUAGCCCUGGUCGUUGCUUCAGCGCCAAUUCUUCUUUUUAUGGCUCUGCUGUUCAUUCCCGAAACUCCCUCGUCUCUGCUCUUGAGGGGCAAAGAAGAAACUGCUGCUGAGUCACUGCAAUGGCUUCGAGGACCCGAUGCUGAUAUUCGCCAAGAACUAGUUACCAUAAGAACAAAUAUUUUAGCUAGCAAACAGUUUAAUGAUGAUAAAACUGGGAAACUGAAAGUGUUGCUGUCCAAGAGAUUAACAAGGCCAGUUCUGAUUACGUGUGGACUCAUGUUCUUCCAAAGAUUUACUGGAGCUCAUGUUUUCAGUUUCUAUGCAGUGCCGAUGUUCAAGAAGACAUUUAGAAUGAUGAAUCCUCACGGAGGAGCAAUUGCCACGAGUGUUGUCCAAUUGCUCGCAUCUUGCCUAUCUGGUAUGCUUAUAGAUAACGUUGGGAGACUUCCAUUGUUGAUGAUAAGUGGUGUUAUGAUGUCCAUAGCAUUAGCAGGGUUUGGAUCUUACGCGUAUUAUGAAGAGGUCUUCAGAAAUUCAACCGAUCUGACACAUGUUGAGCCAGGCUCAUACGAUUGGAUACCACUUGUGUGUGUGUUGACUUUUACAAUUGCUUUCUCUUUGGGGAUAAGUCCAAUAUCAUCUUUGUUGAUUGGGGAGCUGUUUCCUCUUGAGUACCGGAGUACUGGAAGUGCGUUAGCGACGAGUUUCAGUCAUCUUUGUGGCUUUGUAAACGUCAAAACUGCUGCUGAUUUCCAAGACCAUAUAGGUCUAUAUGGCUUAUUCUGGCUUUAUGCUGGUAUAUCAGUGUUAUGCCUUUUAUUUGUAAUCUUAUUCGUCCCUGAAACAAAAGGUAGAGAAAUUGAUGAGAUGGACCCGAAAUACGUUGAAUCGUUAUGUAUUAACCGAUAGUGUAAGUUAUUUAUAGUAAUAUUUAUGCAUAGACUGAUAGGUUUUGUAAAUACGAAGAAUUUAGGAGCCUUCAACCAGUAUUAUAGUUAGUUGUAGAGAAAAAUCUUAAACGCACAAAUAGUUUAUUGAAUGAUAGAAAAAUGAAUAUUUAUUUUAUGCCACUGAUUAAAAUAUUUAAGAGGCAUUUGGAGGUUUAGCAAGUAUUAAAAUAGAGAUGGAAAUAAUGAGUGAUUAUUAUUGAUAAAGGAGUAUAGAAAGAAAAAUUUAAUAAAUCUAAAAUAAGACUCAAAAUGAAUAAAAUUGAUUGGAGACUGUCAUAUAUUUUUGAUAUGAAUAGAGUACAAGUUUAAGGCUUAAGACCCGUCUAUAAGAUUAGGUACCUAUAUCUUUUUGUUAUGCAAGUAAAUGUUUGAUUAUGAGCCCUUUUAUAUUGUGUGCUUUACGCCUACCAGCUUGAGUGAUUGAAUCGUGUUUGAUAUCCAUAACAUCUCCUUCAGAAUGAAUGUUCCAAGCCUAAGUCGUAUUACUAUUUGUGCAUUGUAUGUAGUUCCUUAAAACAUCACACUAGUGUUCAGAGUUGAUAUACUACAGAUCUAGAAUUAGAAUUGCGGUCAACUUAAGGCCUAUCGCAGACGACAGACUAUCCGUGACGCACUUUUUAGUCUGUGAUAAUAAAACAUAUAGAUUUAUAUGCAGUACUGCAUACGUCAGACGCACAUAAAGUCUGACACACAAACUAUUCUCGUAAAUCUGACAGAUGGCGCCGCACCGCACUGUAUAAAAAUUGCGCCAAAAACAUAAAACGCUCACUUCAGUCUGUAGUCUGCACUGGCGCUAGAUAUCGAUGUAUCGAUGUUGAUUCAAGAAAUAGAAAGAGAGAAAAAGAGAAAUAGAAGCACUGUACAUGAUACAUCUUUGACAGAGUAUCAUGACAGAAAUUUAAAAAGAAAAUUGUUGGAUGAAGUGUGCAAAUUUAUUUGGAUGUAGAUUAAGAGCUGAAUGUUUAAUAUGAAACACUCCCUUUAAUAAUCAUUCUGAAAGAAUAGAAUGCACCCAAAAUUCUCUAUUUCUUCGUCUUUUUUAAUAUCUCAAGUAAGAAAUAAUACACCACAAUCUCUGUACUUCCAUUGCAUGUACAUCCCUACAGUUCUGCCGACAAAAUGAACGAAAAUCUACGUCGUGUGCGUUGAGUCUGUGAAAUAUCUGCUAAAGACAUUUUGCGCGAAAUGCAGACUUUUUGUGUGCCGCAGACUCAAUCGCACAAAAAGUGUGUCUGCGAUAGGCCUAAACUAGACAGAUACUCGAGAAUUUUUAAAUGAUUAUUGAUUGUCAACUUUAUUGCAUUUACUAAGAGUUAAAAAUACUAAGCGGGCAUCUACUGUAUUGGAUCUUAAUCUUGAAUGGUAUUUUCAACUUUUUAUGGAAUUAUAAGGUAGGAAUUAAUAUUUUAAAUCGCUCGGGUAUUUUCAUCUUACAUAUUUUGACCUUUAGAUACUUUAACUAUAUAUUUUUUAAAGAAUUAACGUGUUUCUAUACAAUUAUUGUACAUUUCUAAUUUAAGAUCUGAAAUUAAGUAUCAAACUAUAGUACUUUAUAAUUUUAAUGUUGGCAGUUAAUUAAUUACAAUUAAGUAGGUAUAUACUUUGAAGAAAAGUAGAAUGAUAGUAUGGUGUAUAUCGCUAUGAAUAUGACAAACUUACGAGUUCUGUCAAUCUGUGUUCUGCAUGGUUUACACGAAUAUUUCGUAUUACAAGUUUUUUUUUAAUAAGUUCAUCUCACCAAAUGUUAAUCAAAACAUAUGAAAAAAAUUUUUGUAUUUUUUAGCAAUAAUUACUAACUUGUAUUUUAUUACGUACUUGAUGUAGACAUAAGAUGCUUGCAAUUUCUGGAUCUUCCUCUUUAACUUAACUGAAAUGAAACUUGGCUUAGUGAAAAAACUUCGAGAUGUUUAGCCCUAAGUGGUCUAAGUUUGACUAUAUUUAGUAUUUUAAAUAAUUGUGUUGAUAUUAUUUUUCUAUAGUGUGCAUGUCGCGAACAAGAUCAAAUUUCGGUCACUGACCCCUCGUUUAAUGUUCUUGUCAGUUUAGUACUUCGGUAACAUACAUGUACUCAAAAUCAUAGUACUCAAAAGCAUACCAGUGGGAGGUUCCUUUACACAGGAUGCCACAACGGCGCCUUUUUCUGCCGUGAAGCAGAAAUGUAUGUUGUUUAGGUCUGAAGGGCGCCGUAGCUAGUGAAAAUACUGGGCAAAUGAGACUUAACAUCUUAUGUAUCAAGGCGACCAGCGCAAUUGUUGUGCCGCUCAGAAAUUUCGGGUUUUUUCAGAAUCCUGAGCGACACUGCAUUGUAAUGGGUAGGCGUAUCAAUUACCAUAAGCCGAACGUCCUAAUUGUCUCGUAAAUUUCAUCGUCACUUAUUGCCAAUGAAAGAAACUCAAAAGCAAAAACUUAUUGCUAUUGCAAAUAUGCGCCAAUUAUAAUGGAAAACCUCCUAUGAUGUUUCUGGGUCUAUAUUUCGAUAUGAGAUUUUGAUGUUAUUUUAAAAAUUAAUUAUCUAUGUACUGUCAUUUCUUAAUAAUGAAGGGCAAUUAUGCAGCUGCAAGAAAUUGUAGUGAGCUAUUGCCAUUUAAGAAGCUUAUUAAUAAGCUGUGGCGAUAGAAGUCUUCCAAAAUGUACAGCGAAAUAUAUUUUGUUGGAAUAUUGGUAAAUAAUAUAAUAUAUAUAUUGUAAAUAGUAUGAUGUAUUUAAUGUUGUUAGCUGUUGUUUUGUAGUUUAUGUCACAAAAUAUUUUAAAGUCAAAGUCGAAAGAUAUUGAAGACGAACGUAGACUCAUUCUAAUAUUUUUUUCUUAAAUUAUAGAUAGUAUUAUUAAUUGAAAUAGUUCUUUUAUGUAGAUUCUAGUUUAUGUGAAACAGAUAAAGUUCUACUAAUUUAUGUGAGAAUUGUCUUAGAGAGCUUAUAGUUAAAAUUUUAAAUAAUAUUAUUGUUUAUUUGAAAAUGGGUGAUGAAACAUUAAAAAUUAAACAUAUUACAAUAAAUUUGGUGCUCACAGGUGCCUUGCAUUUGUAACCUUAAAAUGUAAAAUUAAGUUUGGAUAGAUAUAUUUAUGUAACUUUUAUUCAUGUUGCCAUUUCGUGUACAACAUUUGUAUUUUAAUGUACUUAAACAGUGAUUUUGUGUUUAAUAAAAAAAAAGUGAACUGAA